Helobdella robusta is the source of this 591-nucleotide messenger RNA. RefSeq lists its product as hypothetical. Bases 1 to 591 code for a protein of 196 amino acids. The record is from RefSeq and is a predicted model, not a curated record. The transcript has 6 exons. NCBI's taxonomy places the organism in Eukaryota, Metazoa, Annelida, Clitellata, Rhynchobdellida, Glossiphoniidae.
AUGUGUGUGUACACACCAAUCUGCGUGUACACGCCUUUGUUUGUGUGUGUGUGUUUGUGCGUGUGUAUAAAUGUGUGUGUUUGUCUGUUUUUUGUCUGUCUGUGUGUGUGUGUGUGUGUGUGUGUGUGUGUGUGUGUGUGUGUGAAUAAUGAUGUCUCUUGUACGUGUAAUGGUAUUGUUUGCUGUAUGAGUGUAUGCAUGUGUGUGUUGUAUGAAGAUCUAUGCAUGCAUGUGUGUGCGCCUUGUGCGUGUGUGUGCAUGUGCAUUUGCUGUGUGUAUGGAUGUGUGUGCGUGUGUACUGUGUGUGUGUGUGUGUGUGUGUGUGUGUGUGUGUGUGUGUGUGUGUGUGUAAAGAUUUAUUCAGAAAUGUUGUAUAUGUGGUGUGGUGUGUGUGAUCUAGUUUUACGGGCAUACUACAACCAUGCGUAUGUUUGCAAAUGUGGGUGUGUGUGUGUGUGUGCUUUUGUAUGUGCGUGCCUUUGUAUGUGUCUUUGUAUAUGUGAGUGUAUGUGUGAUUUUGUACUUGCGCUGGUGUUGAACAUGUGCGUGUGUGUGUGUGUAAGUGUCUGUGUGUGGUGUGUGUGUGUGUGA